GGUAGGGGAUGUGAUGCCAUGUGCAUAUUCAGAAGCGAGAUGGUAUGCGGCCUAUUCCUACCACACCUCGAUUAUAUCUUGAACCAAUCGAAGUAAGUCCAUGCGCCAUGGUGAAAGGGUUUGCAGGCGUACUCGUAGCCUGCUGCUGGUAUCGGACAAAACCUGGCUGACAAAAGCUGAAUGACAAAACCGUAUAUCUUGAUUGGCGGCAUGCUUGGCAGCCUGCUUCAGUAAUAGAAAUAAAGCUCUACCCAAGAAGUUAUUCCUUUCUUUCCAUUUCUCGACUACUAUUAGAAUAAACCUCGUAUCUCAUCUCCCGUCUGAGCUCAAGUAACUCACUACAUCCCUCUACAAACAUGGCCAAUAAGGCACGCAAGGUUCCCCAAGAGAGCUGGGAGCUCCACAAGGAGACUAUUCUAAGCCUCUACCUUACUUCUGAUCUCUCUAUAGAAGAAUUAGUUCAGGCCAUGGAAAAGGACCACAAGUUCUUUGCUACUCUAUCACAAUAUGAAGCCCGGUUACGAGAUUGGAAGGCUCGCAAGAACCUGAAGAAGGGCGAAUGGGAACUUAUAUUGCCGAAGAUUGACCAACUAUGUUCUCGAGGCAUUCAGACGAAGGUGGUGAUUGCGGGUCAUCCUGUCCCAGCGAAGAGAAUCGACCGAGCCAAACGUUACUUCAAGGGGGAUCCGGAGCGCCCUCGGAAGCGACGCCGAGUUGAAGAAGACCGAAGCCAAGCAAUAAACAGUAGCGACGGAAACGCUACUAUCGAAGUCCGGGAUUCCGACGGUAAUUGGGUCCCAUACGUAGACGUACCUAACGAGGACGUCUUUUCUCAAGUGCUAUUUCCAGAUGUCAAUGGAGUACUUGAACUUACAGAGCAAGAGGUUCAAGUUGAGGAUAGCUCUGCUCGCGCUGUCUCAGAUCCUGCCCCCAUCGAGUCCAUAUCAUUUCCAAAUAUGCCUCGUCAACCGUCGCCGCCUCAUGCUAUGAUUUUCGUUUCUCGCGACCAGUCCACGAGUUUAGAAGAUCAGAGGCUCCCACAGACCGCUGGCUUCGAAAGCCAAGCUACACAGUCACUUCUGAAUUUUGAAUGGAAUGUAAAUGUUACGACCUCGACAUUGGAUUCAGAAAACUACGACCCGCAAAUGAAUAACGAGACCCUAAUUUCUCUCUGGUCACUAUUCUUGGAGGAUUUGCCCUUUGAGCGAUUCGAACGUGGCUUACUGUCAAGACAUCUUCAUUUUGCGCACUCUCCGUCCCCGAUGGGGGACUGCCGAUUACUUUCCGGAGCUGAGAACGGGGCUAUGAAAUUCUUUUUUCAUGCCGUUACUGCCAUGACAAAUAGCAAUGGGAAGUCCGCCGACGAAAACUUGAUCAGUGCUAGACUUUCCUUUCAGAUUUUGGAAACAAUUCUUCCGAACCCCCAGCGGCAUUAUAGAAACAGCCAUAUGACUAGCCUCUCACAAGGGAAGAUUGAAAUGUGCCGGAUACUUCUAUACUCCGUUGCGAAUGGAUUCAGUGGUACGAAAGACAUGCCGCCGAAAGUUAUACUUCGAUUCCUGGACAAAAAUUGCAACAUCAUCAAAUUAUUACCACAACUCUGUCAAAAUAGCCCGAACCAUGCUGCAAAAGCUCUCGCAGAAAACUUGUUUCGUUUGUGCGUAGAAUCUGGAAACCGCACAGCUAUCAGGCUCAUCCUCAAAACUGGCUUAGUCGAUGUGAAUAAGAUAUGCUGCUUUGCUAAAGGUCGGAAGUAUACGCCCAUGGAGAGAUUAGCCGAGCUCCAGGAACUACAAGCAAUCCAUGAAUUGCUUCGAUUCAACGCUGAUACGAACCGAACAUAUUCAAAGCUAACCCCCGAGAUGAAGCCCAUUUACAUUUGUGGGGCUCUGGAGCAUCUGAUAUAUGGACUCAUGCUAAAGUCUCCUCCGCAUAGUCACAGCUCUUUCACCAAGGAUUGGCUCGAUACCGUGGAUGCUUUGACACAGGCAGGAGUGGGGGUACAAGCAAGUCAUAUUGGAAUGGCGUUCAAUGUUUUUGUUCGAACGGACCUUGCCGAAAAGCUCUUACCCCAGCUUAUGCUAGCAGAACAUUCUGAGUUCAUAUCUGAGGAACGCGGACUGCGUUUAGUCGCAGAAAGCUUUGCAGACGAAGAAGCUGAAAAGGCAUUCACUAAACUUCUAUUUAACGAUUGUAAGCGAGCCAGAUGUAACCAGUGUUUAAGUCGUCACGCAGACGAAAUCAGUUUGGCAAUUUAUGCUGGUGCUAGACGAGGCCAUCUUCAACUCGUGCGUUCAUAUUUCCAAUACGCAAAAUGUUCCGCUACAGUCCUCGCUGCGGCGAUUUCCAGCGGAAAUCACGAACUCAUUACAUUCGUCCUCGCUCAAAACCCUAGCAUGUACCCAAUUUAUGACGGGGAUCAUGAUGGUAUACCGCUAGUCGAAGCAAUAAAAGAGGGAAAUGAUGCUCUAUUGAGGGAGCUUGAAGCUAGGGGUGCCUUGGAGAACCUUGACAAAAAUGAUUGGAAUGCCUUUCCUAGGGUACUCGAUGCUGCUGCUAAUGUAGGAGAUAUCGAGUACGUAAAGAAGCUAUUGAUCCUCUAUCCUAACUUUCAUCCCAUGCGCAUAGUGAUGGCAUUUGAGUCCGCAAGCAGGAAUGCGCAAUGGGAUAUUAUGCACUUGCUCCUCGAUGCGGGAGUUGACCCUGCGUUUUUCCAUAAAGAAGGCGAUAAAUCCAUUGCGAAUAUUUUCGUCCGAGCUUAUGACAAUAAGUUGCUUCUGUCUAGCUUGAUUUCUGCCUUUCCAGAUUUUAAGAUUGACGGCCAUGAUGAAUGCAAUUUACUUAAAGAAGGUUUGGGGUCCGGGAAUAUGGAUAUCCUUGACUUUUUUGCUCGGUCUAGCAUGCUUGGCAGAGCGUUCCUGACAAGUUGUCUGCCAAUCGCAGUUAAGCGACGAGACGAGGCGAUGCUUCAUCGUUUACUCGAAUUGGGAGCAGACGUACUUACCAUGCAUAUUAAAGAUGGCUUAUUCGCUACAGACUUACAUAUUGGCAUGCUACGAAUCUUACUCCAGUACGUUCCAUCGACGGAGACUUGCAUUCCAUUGUUUGGAACACAAGCUCUGAUAGAUGCUAUCGAAACGAACAUCUAUAACAAUGAGAUCUUGAAUGUAUUCAUUGACUGCAAGGCUGUUGACUUGAAAUCCACUACGAAAUUUGGGGAGUACUGGGGCGACAAGGCGUCCCCCCUCGGGGUAGCCAUUGCGAAGGAAGCGGAGACAUAUUCGUCGAGCUUUCCAUUGACUAGACGGCUUCUUGAUGCAGGAUGCGAUGUCAAUGGGAUUGCGUCGAUUACUCAUUGUAGAAAGGAGGGCCGACCCAUGCCUAAGACGCCACUCUUGAAAGCAAUCGAGACUAGGAAUAAAUCUCUAGUCCAAUUCAUUAUAGAUCGUGGGGCCCAAGUUAAUGCAAUGGCUACUCUCGGAAUAAGAAGAACUCCACUUCAAGCUGCUGCAGAACAGGGGAAUCUUGAUAUAGUGCAAUUACUUUUUCGAAAUGGAGCAGACGUCAACGCCAAUCCGGCAACCUUCGAAGGUAGAACAGCGUUACAGUGCGCAGCUAUGAGCGGAAAUUGCAACAUUGCUGCCCUGCUGUUAGAUCACUGCGCAGACUUGUCUGCUCCCCCAUCUCCGUUUAAUGGGCGGUGGCCCAUCGAAGCGGCAGCUGAGCAUGGCCGACUCGAUAUGAUCCAAUUCCUUUGGAAUGUGAGCUGCGGGAAUGGUUUUCCAUCGGAGCAGUGCAUCGGGGCGAUAGGGCUUGCGAAAGAGAAUGGCCACAGGGCAUGCGCUGACCUGAUACGGGAACUGGCCGUUUCAAAUGGGAUCAUGCUUACGCUUGAAGGAUCCGAGUAGAGCUUGUUGACCUAGGUUGAAUAUCCCUAACCAAGUACCUACUGUCUACCCCUGACAUCUUGCCGGGACUUUGCUGUUGCUGCCUAACUAACCUACCUCACGCGAGGGAUUGUCGAGAACGAUCUACUGCUGUGAUCGUGCGUCUAACACUGGUGUACUGUUAUCUUGGGCCUGUGUUUGAAUUUCCUAUGGCGAGAUGACGUUGCUCUUUUAUGUUAUCUUUGACUUGGAAAUAAUGAGUAACGAUGUACUUCGUAUUUCAUUAUAAUGUCCUCUUCAUUCAUAUAACAGCAAAUAGAUUUCAGUUUUCCCUUACCUACUUCUGCCAAGUCAGUCUUACUUCAACGAUGUCGUGAAGAUACGACUACAACAUCUAUCACACUCUCAGCAUUAAUUAAAUGCUAUAAACCAUGCAACGUACCUAGCUACCCAUCUAGAGCCUGAACGACCUGCGCCCAGUCCUCCGAGCUAUACGCCCCAGGAACCUGGCCGUCGAACAAGCUCGCCAUCACCACGCGGUCCGACUGCUCGCCCUGCCAGGGCUCCCGCCCGUGCUGCGCGACGAUGUUGUCGUACACGAGCACGUCGCCCCGCUGCCACUUGUGCAGCACGCGGAUCUCGUCCGUGAUCCUCGCCAGCGCCGCCAGGUACUCCUCCGGGAUCGGCGUCCCGUCCCCGUACAGCUGCUGCGUGACGUUCUUCCGCCCGGAAGCCGAAGCCGAAGCCGCUGCC
Molecule: messenger RNA, 4640 nt
Organism: Daldinia caldariorum
Lineage: Eukaryota; Fungi; Ascomycota; Sordariomycetes; Xylariales; Hypoxylaceae
Product: ankyrin
Exons: 3
Coding region: 357-3908 (1183 amino acids)
Molecular function (GO): protein binding
Source: RefSeq, a predicted model, not a curated record